Messenger RNA from Fundulus heteroclitus (mummichog), 3651 nucleotides. Its product is annotated as rho GTPase-activating protein 4. The record is from RefSeq and is a predicted model, not a curated record. Gene Ontology annotation, biological process: signal transduction; negative regulation of cell migration. Gene Ontology annotation, cellular component: cytoplasm. NCBI's taxonomy places the organism in Eukaryota, Metazoa, Chordata, Actinopteri, Cyprinodontiformes, Fundulidae. The coding region runs from base 285 to 2819 and encodes 844 amino acids. The transcript has 22 exons.
ACAAUCACACGCUGAUGCCUCCAACUGUAUGUGUGAGCGAGAGGAAGGUUGGGUGAGAAAGAGAGAGAUGCAGAACAAGAAGUGUGUAUGUGAGAAAAGGGAGAGAAAGAGUCAUAGAGAGAUAUGAGUUCUGCUCCACCCACAAACAUCCAUGUCCAAAUUGAGGGGGAGGUGAAACCAUUUAGGGUUUACUGUGCUGUUAACUGACAUUAUUUAGUUGCUUGAGUCAGGAGAAGGGGCUUGUCAACAUUUCUCUUAAAGAAUUUCACCCCGUCGGCGCAACAAUGACUUCUUAUCCGAAGCUUCGAAAGGAGAGGGGGGGUGUGGUGGACUAUGACACGCAGAUAAAAGAGGUGCGUUGCCAGCUUGUGGACCAGCUGAAGGUGCUGGACCUCCAGCUGGAGCAGAAGAGCCAACAGCUGCAGGACCUGACAGACUACCUGCGGCGGCGGGGUGAGAUUGAAUGCGAGUACGCCCGCUCCCUGGAAAAACUUGCAGAAAGGUUCACUUUGAGGAUUAAAAGGAAGGAGCCCAGCACUCACUCAGUCUCCCAGGUCUGGCUGGCUCUCCUGUCUCAAACCCGCCAGGAAAGUAAGGACCACAUUAGACUCGGUGAGAGUUGCAGCAACAUCUUGGUUCAGCCCAUCAUGCACUGUCUGGAGUACACACAACGUCUGGCUAAGAAGAGUAAAGACCUUUGUACUCAGCUGCAAGACGGACUACUCAAGGUUACCACUGAGUUGCAGACAGCGUGGCGGACGUACCACCAGUACCACUCAGAGUUUGUUUGUGCAGAGGUGAAGCUGAGGGAGGCAGAGAAACAGGAGGAAAAGCAAAAGCAGGGUGCUAAUAAAAAACUUGAGAGGUUGAUAGAAAAGAGACAACUUAAAGUCCAGGAGAUAGAACUGAAGUGCAGCAAGGCCAGGAACGACUACCUCCUAAACCUGUCUGCAGCAAACUCCUCCAUGAAUAAGUACUACAUCCAGGACAUCACCACUCUCAUAGAUUGUGCAGACGUAGGGUACCACCUCUCUUUGGGUCGGGUGAUGCAAGCCUACCUGUCCAGACGGUCGUGGGCCCAGAAGAACCUGGACACGGGUCUGCAGCAGCUCCAGGAGGCCGCGGUCGGACUGGACCAGAGCCGAGACAGAGACGCCCUCCUGCAGGACCACUACAGCACCUUCUCCAUGCCUGUCCGCUUCCCUUAUUUGCCUCAUGAAGAAGACCAGAUUUCUGAAGUUAGUGCUGAGUGUGAAAUGAGGUGCGAGAUGGAGACUCGAUUCAAGCAGAUACAAAGCCGACUGAAAACUUUGGCCGAAGAAACAGAAGAGGCUGGUAAAAGCAUGUCAACAGCCAAGUCCUCCCUGCUGGAGGGCAUUGGCGAUGACGAUCUGGAGCCCAGCAUCGGCUCUGGUCUUUCCCAGGAGGGCAGCACUGAGAAUCUGACGGUUAAACCCAGCGUGGCUCGACGCAGGGCCAACCUGCUGGAAGUAGAAAACGUCUACUUCACGAAAGUAAAAGAAUAUCUAGUUGGCAGCUCGUUAGUGUCAAAGCUCCAAGCCAAACAUGACCUGCUUAAAGUGGCUGUGGAAAAAGCUGAAGCUUCAAAUGGACAUCAGCCCAGGUUUUCUGGAAAGUCUCUGCGGAUCAGAAAGAAUCCUUCAAGUGCCAAUUUGUUUCCCAAUCACAAACUGUUCAGUGGCGACAUGUUGUCCUUCAUAAAGGCUUCAGGACAACAAAUACCAAGCGUUGUGGAAAGCUGCAUCCGCUUCAUCAAUCUUUAUGGUCUCCACCAUGAAGGGAUUUUUAGAGUACCAGGAUCUCAGAUGGAGGUCAACGCCCUGAGGGAUGCAUUUGAACGAGGAGAGGACCCUCUGUCUGAACGGAGAUAUGAUCUGGACUCUGUGGCCGGAGUGCUGAAGCUCUACUUCAGAUGUCUGGAGAAUCCUCUGUUUCCUGUAGACAGCAACAGUCAGCUCCUGGAGUGCAACCAAGUAAAGGACGAUGCAGAGAGAGCAGCUCAGCUCAAGGCGAUUGUUUCUUCCUACCCUGAGCCUGUCAUCAUCGUCAUGAGAUACCUCUUUGCCUUCCUUCAUCAUGUGUCUCAGUACAGUGACGAAAACAUGAUGCAGCCGUACAACCUGGCCGUGUGUUUCGGCCCCAGUCUGGUGAGAGGCCUGCAGGAUGAUGAGGUUGUGACCCUGCAGCCUCAGGUCAAUGCCCUGGUGAAGGGGAUCAUCGUGCAGCACGAGAGCAUCUUCCCCAGUCACAGCGAAGUACAAGGACCGAUGUAUGAGAAGUGCAUGACUCUCGAACCGGACGACAGUGACGUUAUUAUUGAAGGAGAAGUCGAGGCGGACUACACCCAAAGCAAAGAUGAUUUAGAGAUGGGAUGUUCGGCCGGUAAUGGUCCAGAGGUGUCUGUCUCACCUGCAACGACAAAGGUAGAGCGUCCAAGAGCCAACAGCAGUGGCUGCUUAGAUCGUAGGACACCAGCAGGGGGCAGCCUUUCUGCAGCUGGAAAGAUGAACCUGCAGAUUCCCGUAGGGCCACAGUUCAGGCUAAGAAGAGCGCCCUCUCCGUCUCAUUUGCGCAACGAGUUUCAGCAACAUUCAUCUUCAGAGGACUUGAUUGUUAAAGUUGAUAAGGAUGUGUGUCAACACAUGGAGACGGUCUUCAAGGAGCUUCUGACACGACAGGCGCAGCAGGAUCCCUCCGUCUCGGCUGCUUCCGCUCAGGCUCAACAGAAAAAGGGAAAGCGUGACGGGCGCUGGGGGAGAGGAACUGGGCUUUUCAGAGCAGCAGAUCCACUGGACUGAGAGGAACAGCAUCAGCACAUGACAUAAACAGAGACGAUGAUGCUAAUGAAAACCGAGGGGCAGUGAAGGGCUUUGACAGAAGCUUUCAGCACGUCUAUUUCUAGAAAUCUAAAGCCAGUGACCCGUGGUCCCUGUUCAGAGGCACCCAGGACUCGACAUCCUCUAAGUCAUGAUUUUUCUUUUUUAACAACUGCUGGAGUGACUUCAGAACCACAGUAAUUUAUGAAAACUGUGAAUGACGUGAAAUGCAAAGAUGUUUGCGACUUUGGGCUGGUUGGUUCUCAGCUGGACUGAAUUUUUCCAGUUAUGUGCUGUUUUUCAAACUUUUUUGCAUGAGAUCUUUUUUUUUUAAAAAGAAAGAUGAAAGCACAAAACUCAUAAACUGCUGUGAAUACUGUGGCUGUAGUAAUUAUAUAUAAUACUUAUAUCAUCACUUUGAGUUGUCUGUACAUAGUAAAUAAAUUCUUGUAUUGUUUUAUGUUAGAAGGAUUUGCACUCAAACAAUACUUUUGAGGCUUUGAAAAGCUCUAAAAUAAUCUUAAAAUAUAUAUGUUUUUCUUUUCACAAACACUUCAUGAUGUGAUGGAGCAUGAAAGCUGAACCACAUCAUAAAAAACAUGCUUUUCUUUCAUUACCUUCAUGUGCAGGAAUAACUGCAGAUAAGCAUUCCUCAUAACUCUUAAUUUGUCCUACUUACUCGCUUUGGACAAUAUGGCCCCUUCUUCUGCACACAACAGGUGUUUCCUUACCUUAAAUUGCUUGAUUUCUAUAAACUGAUAUUGGAACUUUAUUUGAGAUUUUCAAAAUAAUAAAUGUUAUCCUCCUGUUGUUA